Leptidea sinapis is the source of this 443-nucleotide messenger RNA. RefSeq lists its product as uncharacterized. Lineage: Eukaryota; Metazoa; Arthropoda; Insecta; Lepidoptera; Pieridae. The transcript is spliced from 2 exons. The record is from RefSeq and is a predicted model, not a curated record. Bases 1 to 369 code for a protein of 122 amino acids.
AUGUCUGACGCUGACAUCGAUUUAUUUAUAUCUUUGGUUCAAGAACGCCCUUGUUUGUGGGAUUCUAGUGACGAAACUUAUAAAGACAAAUUUAUGAAACAAGAGGCAAGGAAAAGCAUUUGUGAAAUCAUUUAUGAAAAUUACAACGAAAAAGACGCUACGGAAAAAUCAAAACUUGAUAACACUUUUCCGAGUGGCUACCACACUUCUGCUCCUGGAUGUUCGUCUACUGAACUGAGGACUGCCUCAUCUUCCGAAAUACAUUACGAGCCAUCAAACCAACAACGUCAAAUAAAUUCACCAUUUACACUGCGCGAAACGACAGCUACUUCCAAUGACACACAAGACGAAGAGUUUGAUUUUUCUUGAAUUAAUCAUUGUAUUUUCCUAGGAUUCCUAGUGCAAUAAAUAUUAAUAAAAAGUAUUUGUUCUGUUAACGACGU